This is a messenger RNA of Cyclopterus lumpus (lumpfish), 4610 nucleotides long. Its product is annotated as somatostatin receptor type 5-like. Gene Ontology annotation, cellular component: membrane; neuron projection. The coding region runs from base 2103 to 3134 and encodes 343 amino acids. The transcript is spliced from 6 exons. The record is from RefSeq and is a predicted model, not a curated record. Gene Ontology annotation, molecular function: somatostatin receptor activity; neuropeptide binding. Gene Ontology annotation, biological process: regulation of insulin secretion; neuropeptide signaling pathway; cellular response to glucocorticoid stimulus. Lineage: Eukaryota; Metazoa; Chordata; Actinopteri; Perciformes; Cyclopteridae.
CACCUCGGCUGAGGGACGCAUUUCUUCGUGCGCAGGAUUUCAGUCAAACUCCAGCUGUGAAGAAAGUGCUGGAAGAUGUUGCUUUUUGCGCCUCUGUAAAUGGAAACGUGCGCGUGCUGGACAGCAAGAAAAUGCCUCAAAAUGAAAAGUCAAGUGUGAGGUGGUUUCUCUUUCUAGCGGCCGGGGGCAAGAGCGAGAGAGUUGAUGUUGACCUCAGAGCAAACCUGGUGAAUAGCGCAUGAGACGAGCAUCACGCCAUCCGAUAGUGGAGAGGAUACGGCGCUCAGGAGCGCGCAGCCUCGGGUUGCAACGUCUGACAACUAGAGGGCAAUUAUUAUUUUAGGUCACCCGCAAGUCCCCAGGUAAGGACAUAUAGAUGCAGUUUCACAGACAUGAUGACAUUAAUUAUUAUAGGAUGCCAGUUGGCCAUUGUUCUAAUUUCAGAUAUGUUAAUGUGUAUACAUUAAUGUCUAUUAAAGAUAUACCUUCACAACCUUGAGACCACAUGCAACAACAUUACAUAUGGUUCAGUCUGGUGUUCUCGUUAUAUUUUUAUUUUAAGGCUUUAAUUUAGAUUGACUCGCAGAAUGCAAAUAAUGAAAAUUAUUAAUAAUAAGACAAAUAGAAUAACAGAGAGUAAAACAAACAAAAAAAUCAUAAAAUAUACAGAAAAUAACAUUUGGUUUUGGAUUGCAAAAGUGAUUUAAAAGAUGAGACCAGAGUGGAGCAAAGGCUUUAUCACCUUCAUGGAUGAACACUCGGGUGUGUGAAGGACAUCGGGCAAUAGGAGAACUGAUAGAGAACUUAAACUCAAUUUUAAAAGCAACAAGUAGCCAGUGUAAAGAAGCCAGGAUUGGUGAGAUGGGUUUAUGUUUCCUUUUCGGAGUGCAAAUCUUAGCAGCAGAGUCUUGGAUGAGCUGGAGGCGACAGAGGGAUGUUUGGCUGAUGACAGAGAGCAGUCUACAAAGGUCUAAUUAACUAGUUAUGAAGGCGUAAAUAACGAUUUCCAGAUUUUUGGGAGAAAGAAAUAGUCUAAUGCUUGAAAUGUUUCUGAGAUGAUGAAAGUAGGAUUUAACAUGCAUUUUUAAGCUGAGUUAUUGAAUGGGACAGAGAGCCAAGACCAGUGAUCUUUGGGUGAUCUUGACAUAUGAACAAUAUCUCUUCCUUAACAGGAUUGAGCUGCAGGACUUCAUGUGACAUCCACCUGCAGAUGUCAUUAAGGCAGUUUAGCUGGUUUCAAGGGUCACAGUUUAGAUAGAUCUGACUAUCGUCUGCGUUAAAAUGGAAACUGAUAUUAUGAUUAUGCUGCGGGUAAGAGGGAGUAUAUAAAUGGAAAAGAGACCCGGACCCAGCACAGAUCUCACAGUUAAGACCAAUGCAGAUACCCACCAAGAUCUCGAGUUCAAAUCCAAGAAAACAAGAAUAGAGUUCAGCAUCAGCUGACAGCAGUUAUAAAAAAUCUGUUUGAAUGAAACCCUUUCUAACCCGUAGCUAACAAUGGGAGCUGAGAAAUAGGUCUAAAAUUAUCAGGAUCAGAAGAAUCAAGUUAUAGCCUUUUUAAAAGUAGAGUAGUUUUUAAAAUUUCGGGAACAAAACCUGUUGUCAGACAGCUGUUUGUCUAUAUUCUGUAGUAUAUGAUAACAAUGUAAUCUAUGAACUAUUAUACAAUAUUUUUCGCUGAACAAUGAAGCAUUUUGUACAAAAAAUACACACAAAAACAGCCUAUAAUUUUUAUGCCAUGAUAAUUUAAACAAAUGAAUGUGAACAACUUUUCACGGAUCCCCUGGCAGAGUGCCCCGAACACCACUUUGAGGAAGAUACUCGAGCUCUUCAAGGUUUGUGGGCUACUCGCCCCUUGGCUGAAGACAUUAGUUUCUACCGCAUUAUGGACUUCUAAUCUAACUUCGGUGACAGUAUUGAAAUGUGCUUAACUAAUGUCAUCUUCUUCUAAAGUGUAAGAAAUGGCAAGUUGGCCACUGGUCCAAACGAUUCAGUGGAAAGUUUCUCUUGUCUCCUGGUAAGCAUGGGCGAAUUGCCGGGAACGCCUCCUGCCCAAGUAUUGGUGCAAAAAGACACCAAACACCAACCCUUCCUCGUUCAACAUGGAUGGCUACGACAAUUGGACGUUGAUAUCCGAGAAUGUCAGCUCGUCUUCCACCCAGCCCAACCCCAACUCCACCCACAACAAUAACUCAGUAGCGGCCGCGCUAAUGCCCUUCAAUGUUUUCACCCUAGUCGUCUACAUCAGCGUCUUCAUUGUGGGUCUUCUGGGUAACACGCUGGUCAUCUAUGUGGUGAUUCGCUACACCAAGAUGAAGACUGUAACCAACCUGUACAUCCUCAAUUUAGCUUUGGCGGAUGAACUCUACAUCUUGGGAAUUCCCUUUCUAGGCACCAAUAGUGUGCUUUCCUACUGGCCAUAUGGGGAUUUAUUCUGCAAGGUGUACAUGACUGCUGAUGCCAUGAGCCAGUUCAGCUCCACCUUUUGCCUCACGGUGAUGAGCAUCGAUCGCUACCUGGCUGUGGUUCAUCCUAUUCGCAGUGUCAAAUGGAGGAAGCCACAGGAGGAGGUCAACGCCUGCAACAUCACCUGGCCUGAGCCUCAUAAAUUUUGUUCCAUCGUCUUCAUCCUCUACACAUCCAUACUAGGCUUCUUUGGUCCUCUGGUUGUCAUCUGCCUCUGCUACCUGCUCAUCGUGAUCAAGGUGAGGUCAGCAGGUGUGCGUGCAGGCCGGACUAAGCGACGCAAGUCGGAGAGAAAGGUGACGCGCAUGGUGGUGAUCAUUGUGUUGGUGUUUGUACUUUGUUGGCUGCCCUUCUUCACGACCAACAUUGUCAACCUGGUUCAUAUUAUCCCUAAGAACAAUACCAACGUGACAGUCUACUUCUUCCUGGUAAUCCUCACCUACGUCAACUCCUGCGCCAACCCAAUCCUCUAUGCCUUCCUCUCUGACAACUUCCGGCAGAGCUUCCAGAAGGUGCUCUGUGUCCACAAACCAAAUGGUGUUGGCACUGCAAGCCAGAUGGGAGGGAGGAAUACUGCAUAUAAGGAAAACCACAUUCCUGUUCUGCCAACCAGAAAUCCCACACAAAAUGGAAAAAUGCAGAGCAUUCAGGAGACGAAUGGAGCAUGAGUUUUCAAGCUGACCCUCCAUGUAUUACAGCGCAGCAACAUGGUACAUGGAUGAUUUAUUUCUGGAACCUUUAUGGAUUGGUAUUUCCUGUCUUAAAGCUGAUCUUCCCUCAAUGACUGGGACAUUUGUGGAGUGGACCAGAGGAGCAAAGUAGGGGAGAAAAGACAGCAUUCCUCACAGAUCUCAGCAUUUGCGUUUCUUCUUUAUGUCUUUGUCCUGUUACUGGGUUGACUGCAUUGUACAAAACAUUAGUUUAUGUUUAUGUUAAGAUGUGCGAUCUCUGCACAAUACAAAAAACAUGAAUCAUGAAACUGUAAAAUGCUGUAACUUCUUCUAUAGCUCAACUGCAGACCAAAAAAUAAAUAUUAUUCUCAAACAGGAUUUUCUUUUUUUUAAUAUUUGAUCAUUUUUAGUAAGAAACCCUUGUUUUUUCUCAUGUACUUUUAUUUGAUUCGCUGCUGAUGCUUUUUGCUAUUAUUCAUCUAUGUUAACCUGUAAUCUUGAUAAAUUCAGUACAAUGUACAUUUCACAGCACUAAGACACAAUUUAAUGACUGGAAUAAACAAUGAGUGAGAACAUUGUUUCUGUUAUAGCAAUAGAUUGACAUGUUUGGAAAUAUGCUUAUUAACAUUCGGCUUCGAAUUACAUGACAAGAGCAAUACCACUCUCAUAUACGUAUGUCCGUUUAACGGGCUAUACAUCUACAGUGAACAAUAGGCUAGGUUAGCUUAGCACAAAGAGAGGAAACAACUAUCCUGGCUCUGUCCAAAUCUCAAAAAGCAAAUCAAAGAAAUAGUCUGGCAGAUAAUCACCAUAAAAUAUUUAGUAUGCGUGACCCAUAGAGAUAAUGUUUAAUAGCCCCGCCUGUCAUAUAAAACCGUUUUAGCAGAGCAAACGUCACAGGACUGAAGCUUAAAAAAGCUUAAAACACUCUAACUUCCGUUUCACUGGGACUAUAACUGUCAGUCGAGAGAGAGUGGUAUUGAUAAACUCAUUUAACUCUAAGAUCGAAACUUAAGUGCACUACCCAAUAAACUGUACCUCUAAGAAGUCAAACUAUUAAAUCGGUGCUGUGGAAAUAAAUGUUAUGCUAAAUUUAUCAUGUGAGCCAUGAUAAUACAGAUCAUUUCCCCCGGAUCAGUGAUUUCUUUUGUCCAGGCCUUUUGUAUGGAGUCAUGCUAUUAUAUGAAACCCAACCAUUGAUCUCUCUUUAAUUUCAAAUUACAGUAUUUACUGUGUGCUGAGUGGUCACUUAUGUGUUGGUUAAUUGUAAUUUGUCCUGUCUGUAUGCUUUUUGUGACAUUUUAACUUCAAUGUUAUAACGCUGUAAAAAAAGUAUUUAUCUCUUCUCUGAAGUUAAGUGUUUAGCUGAUGGACUAUGAUCUUUAACAUUCGGUGACAACAUUUUUGGGAAGUUGCUGGACAACACUGGAGCAUCUCCAUAGUUGUUACUUAAGCGAAGCAAGACCACGUUGA